AAAACUCUGGACUCUUUUCCAGCACGGAGGAUGACGCUGCAGCGUGAGAAGGGUCGUCGGCAGGCAGUUCGUGGCCCUGCAUUCAUGUUCAAUGCACGUGGAAGCAGCUUAACAGCCGAGGAGGAGCGUUUCCUCGAUGCAGCCGAGUACGGCAACAUCCCGGUAGUGCGUAAGAUGCUGGAAGAGUCAACCACCCUUAAUGUGAACUGUGUGGAUUACAUGGGCCAAAAUGGGCUACAGUUGGCUGUGGGCAAUGAGCACCUGGAGGUUAGUGAGCUGCUCUUGCGGCGAGAGAACCUGGCACGUGUUGGCGAUGCCCUCCUGCUGGCCAUCUCAAAGGGCUAUGUGCGUAUUGUGGAAGCACUGUUAGGCCACCCGUCAUUCGCUGGUGAAGAGAGGCUCACGCGCAGCCCAUGCGAGCUGCAGGACGAUGAUUUUUAUUCAUACGAUGAAGACGGCACUCGCUUCUCACCUGACAUCACGCCCAUCAUCCUAGCCGCCCACUGCCACAAAUACGAAGUGGUGCACAUGCUGCUGAUAAAAGGUGCGCGCAUUGAGCGGCCGCACGACUACUUCUGCAAGUGCGCCGACUGCACGGAGAAACACAAGAAGGACUCAUUCAGCCUUUCCAGGUCCAGAAUCAACGCAUACCGUGGUCUUGCCAGUCCAGCAUACCUCUCGCUCUCCAGUGAAGACCCUGUUCUCACUGCCCUGGAGCUCAGCAAUGAGCUCGCCAAAUUGGCCAACAUCGAGAAGGAGUUUAAGAAUGACUACAGGAAAUUGUCUAUGCAGUGUAAGGACUUUGUGGUGGGUGUGCUGGACCUGUGCAGGGACACAGAGGAGGUGGAGGCCAUCCUGAACGGAGACGUAUCUGCAGAGCUGGAGAUGGGCCAGCACCAUCGCUCUCUCCUCAGCAGAGUCAAACUGGCUAUUAAAUACGAAGUAAAGAAGUUCGUGGCCCAUCCUAACUGCCAGCAGCAGCUGUUGACUAUCUGGUAUGAGAACUUGUCAGGUCUCCGAGAGCAGUACAUCGCAGUGAAGUGUCUGGUGGUGCUGGUGGUAGCUCUAGGCCUCCCCCUACUGGCUGUGGGGUAUUGGUUUGCUCCAUGCACCAAGCUGGGUAAAGUUCUUCGAAGUCCCUUCAUGAAGUUUGUGGCUCAUGCUGCAUCCUUCAUCAUCUUCCUCUGCCUGCUGGUUUUUAAUGCAUCUGACCGGUUUGAUGGUAUUACCACUAUGCCUAAUGUCACGGUCACAGACUACCCACUGCAGAUCUUCAGAGUGAAGACCACUCGCUUCUCGUGGACGGAGAUCCUCAUCAUGGUGUGGGUGGCAGGAAUGAUGUGGUCAGAGUGUAAGGAACUAUGGACAGAAGGGCCGAGGGAAUACGUACUGCAACUGUGGAACGUUCUGGACUUUGGCAUGCUGUCCAUCUUCAUUGCAGCGUUCACCGCACGAUUCUUCGCCUUCCUGCAGGCCAUGAAAGCGCAGGAGUAUGUGAAUGAGAAAAUCCAGGCUGCUGACCUCUCUCUGGUCACACUACCACCUGACAUCAAGUACUUCACGUAUGCGAGAGAUAAAUGGCUUCCCUCAGACCCUCAGCUUAUUUCAGAGGGCCUAUAUGCCAUUGCUGUUGUUCUGAGCUUCUCUCGUAUUGCCUACAUCCUCCCAGCCAACGAGAGCUUUGGCCCGCUGCAGAUCUCACUGGGACGCACUGUGAAGGACAUCUUCAAGUUCAUGGUGCUCUUCAUCAUGGUCUUCCUCGCAUUCAUGAUCGGCAUGUUCAUCCUCUACUCUUACUACCUUGGAGCUAAGGUUAACCCUGCCUUUACUACAGUGGAGGAGAGUUUUAAAACUUUGUUCUGGUCCAUAUUUGGCUUGUCUGAAGUCUCAUCUGUGGUUCUGAAGUACGACCAUAAAUUUAUAGAGAACAUCGGUUAUGUCCUGUAUGGGAUAUAUAACGUAACCAUGGUGGUGGUUCUUCUGAACAUGCUUAUCGCUAUGAUCAACAGCUCCUAUCAGGAGAUAGAGGAUGACUCAGAUGUGGAGUGGAAGUUUGCUAGGUCUAAACUCUGGCUGUCAUAUUUUGAUAACGGUAAAACCCUACCACCUCCCUUCAGUAUCGUGCCCAGCCCCAAGUCCUUCGUUCACUGCAUCAGCAAACUCAUUAGCCUGUUACGUUGCCGACGGCAACCGCUCAACAAAGAUGUGGAGCUUGGCAUGGAGAACUCCAAGUCUAGACUAAACCUGUUUACGCAGUCCAACAUGCACAUGAGUGAGUCGCACAGCUUCAACAGCAUCCUCAACCAGCCCACACGCUACCAGCAAAUAAUGAAACGGCUCAUAAAACGCUACGUCUUGAAAGCACAAGUGGACAAAGAAAAUGAUGAGGUCAAUGAAGGCGAGCUGAAAGAGAUCAAGCAGGACAUUUCUAGUCUGCGCUACGAGUUGUUGGAGGACAAAUCCCAGGCCACAGAGGAGCUCUCAACGCUCAUUCAAAAACUCAGUGAAAAAAUACACACAUCUUAAUCUCACCCUGUUACAGUGAGCGUCUCUCAAACAGCCAGGAUACUGUGGAUCAUCACGUUCGAGAUGAGAUGAUUAGUUCGGUUGUGGCUUGUUGCCAGUGGAAUGUGGAUAGA
This is a messenger RNA of Tachysurus vachellii, 2639 nucleotides long. It is a transcript of the gene trpc3, whose product is annotated as transient receptor potential cation channel, subfamily C, member 3. The coding region runs from base 31 to 2526 and encodes 831 amino acids. Gene Ontology annotation, molecular function: store-operated calcium channel activity; protein binding; inositol 1,4,5 trisphosphate binding. Gene Ontology annotation, cellular component: membrane; cation channel complex. Lineage: Eukaryota; Metazoa; Chordata; Actinopteri; Siluriformes; Bagridae. Gene Ontology annotation, biological process: regulation of cytosolic calcium ion concentration; manganese ion transport; calcium ion transmembrane transport. The transcript has 11 exons. The record is from RefSeq and is a predicted model, not a curated record.